Messenger RNA from Antechinus flavipes (yellow-footed antechinus), 6403 nucleotides. It is a transcript of the gene LRATD2, whose product is annotated as LRAT domain containing 2. The transcript is spliced from 2 exons. Bases 1034 to 1981 code for a protein of 315 amino acids. The record is from RefSeq and is a predicted model, not a curated record. Lineage: Eukaryota; Metazoa; Chordata; Mammalia; Dasyuromorphia; Dasyuridae.
GUAAACAAACACCAAGUGGCGGGCAGCCGCUCCUCUCCGGUGGGAUAAGCAAUAAUCCCCUUAAGUGCUUAUAGUCGUUUACUGGAAGUGACCUAAACUACACCUAAAAUAAAUCCACGUAAAUAAACUUCCUGGGGGGGAAAUCCCCCACAAAACUAAAAAAAACACCUUCGCGCUCGGGCCUUCUCAGUCCAGGGAAGGAUGGGGGCGAGGAGCCCGAUGCAAAACUAUUUCUACUCGGGCAGGUGGCAGCUGCCUCCCAACUUCGCCUUAAAGCUACAGACAGAAAGGAAACGGACGAGAAACAGCCCAGCCCUUUCGUUCCGUGGCCGAACCAAGACAAGAAUAACAAGGAAUGUAUUACACAACUUGAGGCUGCCCACGUGCGCCCGGGCAGAAAGUGGCAGCCAGCGGUUUAUUAUUUACCAAGUUGAAGUAAACCUGGGUCCAGGCGGGGGCGUGGAAGCGAGGAAGAGUCCGGGCGCCCCAGGCUUCCUGGGACUGGGGGGAAGGGCAUCCAGGGAGUUAUGCGCAAUGUGGGAGAGGCUAAGGCUGGGGAGACCGAGAGAGGCGCUGUCUCUUUAAAUGCUAGAGGCUGCGCUCUCACCGGGGGGAGGCCGAAGCCGGAUCUACAAUCUCUUCUCUCCCUAGCUUCGGUGCUUGUUGCUCGCUCAGCCCGCUUGGAGCUAGUACUGCUGCUGCUGCUGCCUUUCUUCUGCACCUUGAGCCGGUCUCUUUCCAUCCCCUCAUCCACCACGGCUGGGGGUGGAGGGCGUUUAGAAGGAAGAGGAGAGAAGAAGGAAAGGGAGGUGAUAGGUGAAAAUAUCACCGCUACCCAAGUCCGUAGGUGAUCUACGCUAGCCGCGGGGUGAAGACAUGCUUUGCUCUCCCUUGCCCAUCCCCGCGAUCGGCGCCGGGAGAGAGACUGCAGUUCUGACUCCGAGAAACUUGCUUUAGAAGUCUCGGAUUGUGGCGGGGGCUGCUUCCCUUCGGCCCCUUACUUUCCCCCACCCCCCUCCGCCUAACCGGCGUGAUGGGCAACCAGGUGGAGAAACUGACCCAUCUAAGUUACAAGGAAGUUCCCACAGCCGAUCCCACGGGUUUGGACCGGGAUGAUGGUCCCCGAAUUGGAGUUUCUUACAUAUUUUCCAAUGACGACGAAGAGAUGGAGCAGCAGCAGGGGCCCGGGCAAGACGCAGGGGAUUUACAGGAUCUUCCCGAGGAACAGCUGCAGGCACCGCUGCCAGCUCCACAACAGCCUUAUGAUCCCCGCCUUUACGAGGUGGAGUGUUCCGUGUACUACCGGGACGAAUGCAUUUAUCAAAAGAGCUUCUCCUCGGGGUCAGCUGCGCUAAGCACUUACACCCCGGAGAAUCUGCUGAACAAGUGCAAGCCAGGGGACUUGGUGGAGUUUGUUUCCCAGGCCCAGUACCCACACUGGGCAGUGUACGUAGGUGACUUCCAGGUGGUGCAUUUGCACCGAUUGGAGGUGAGCAACAGCUUCCUGACGGACGCCAGCCAGGGCCGUAGGGGCAGAGUGGUGAACGAGCUGUACCGCUACAAGCCCCUCAGCCCCAGCACGGUGGUGCGCAACGCGCUGGCGCAGGUUGGCGCCAAGGAGCGGGAGCUGAGCUGGCGCAACUCGGAGAGCUUCGCCGCCUGGUGCCGCUAUGGCAAGCGGGAGUUUAAGAUUGGCGGGGAGCUGCGGAUCGGCAAGCAGCCCUACCGCCUCCAGAUCCAGCUUUCUGCCCAGCGCAGCCACACGCUGGAGUUUCAGAGCUUAGAGGACUUAAUCAUGGAGAAACGACGAAAUGAUCAGAUUGGGCGCGCUGCUGUGCUACAAGAACUAGCCACCCACCUGCACCCUGUGGACCCCGAGGAAGGGGAUGGGGAGCCCGCCCGGACUACCAGCGAGCAUGUUGAACUCCCCCGUUUGCCACCGACUCCUCCCUCACAGCACCACUCGCAGGCGGCACACUGAUGUGGAUUGCAGCUGGGAAAUCGAGCUGUUCAUCGCUGCCUGCCUCCCUUUCCUUUCUCUCCUGGCCCCCUUCGGGGUUUCUAGUCCUUUUGGAAAGGGGACCUUGGUCAUAGGAGGUUAGGGCACAGUAAGUGCUUGUUAAAACCCAGAAACUUAGAAAGUAGUAGGAGUCUAAGGUCUAGUCAAGAGAGUCCUUUGUGCAUUUUGGAGGGAGGGCUGGAAGGAAGGUGAGAUUUCCCUUCCUCACUUGCCCUCUCCCCUUCCUUCCUAUCUACUUCAGGAAUUAGUUUGUUAAAGGUUGAGGAGGUAGAUUAUAUGGUGGUGUUCUGGAGUAGACCCAUUCUUCUAGCACUCGGAGUAGAAGGAAAGUUAAGGCUCCUGAUUAGAGGCAUUCUGAGGCAUUCUUCUCCCCUUCACCUUUCUGGCUCUGAGCACGAUCCUGCCGUUUCCUAGGACAAAGGCUAAGUGGGAAUUUGCUGGGGAUCUGGGGGAGACAGGCACGGAGAGCUGCAGAUUUCUUUCCCCACCCCCACUCCCCCCCCAUAGCGCUGUAUGUGGAUUGGGGGAAGGCGCAGUGAUUCAUUUCUUGGGAUUCCUGGGGAGUCAGGCAGGGUGGGUAAGCUGUGGGUAAAUCUGUUUGCUGCAGACCCACACCUAUUUGUGCUAUAAUAAGUGUAACAAAUGAUCUUGUAAACUGCAGGAAAAGAGACAAAGACUAUCCCCGCCUCUCUUCAAUCCUUUCCCCCUCCCCCUUUCAAUGAGCUGUUACCACAAGUAGUUGGAUGCUGGGAGCGGGGCUCUUAGAUGUCCCUCUUCCUGUUCUCUCUCCGGGCUCCUCCUUCCUCCCAGGUUACAAGUAAAUCAUUGUCAGGGGCAGGCUUGGGGAAGGAUUCAAUUAAGGUUGGGCUUUGUUUCUCUGGGUGUUGCUGCACGCACUAGAGCUGAGCUAUUUGUUACUAAAAGAAGCCAGGAGGCAGAGGGAAUGGUCCUUUGUGCUACUGAUCUAAUUAAACUUGCUCAGCUCUGUUCCUUUGCUGAACAGAGGGGAUGGGAGAGAGAGACCUGGGUGCUACCCACCUCACUAUCGAUUACCAAAGCAGCAUUGCUAACUAAUCAGUCAGGAUUGCUUCUCUUCCCUCUCUUCUUCAUAUCUAGUGAGGUUAGUUUGCACCACCACCUCGUUAUUUUUUCAUGAUUAUUUUUUUAUUAAUUGUUGUAUCUGUGAAUGACUCCUUUCUGGCUACUUCCCAUGCACUAAGCUAGUGAAAAUCUACUUGACUUUAGCUUUAUUUCCAUAGUAAAAUGCUUUUGUUUUGAAAUCAACACUUAAUAUAAUUAAAUUAGUGUUGAAUUUCCUUCUCCCUGGCAUGCAGUGGUCGCCUCACUGCUGAAGAAAACAAGUUCUUCCAUAAUCAAUUUCCCUGUUUCUGCUUCUUUUUCUCCAGAGAAGCUACCAUGUGAGUAGUUAAGCAGAAAUAGAGAAAUACUGUUACAGAUCUCUUAAGGAGCAAAUGGAGUUGUUUAUGGGUUUAGCCCAGCAUCUGUGGCAAGCAGACAAUAGAUGGAACAACUAUUUCUUAUAUUUGCUAAUGAACUACUGCUCAGUUCACUAUGAAGCUUUUUUCCCCCAUUUCACAAACUGCCAAUUGAAAAGCUUGUACUGUCCCAAAAUGAUUUGUACACUUAAUUUUAGGAUGCAGCUAGCCUAUCUCAGAAGUAUUGGCAUUGCUAAUGCUGCUCUGGAGAAUAUUGCCACAAAGGAUUGGGUUCAGUUUGUUGUCUUUACUGAGAAGGGACUGUAGUGAAUCUAUAGUGCUCAAGCACUCAUAGCGAUCAUCUGAUUUACUAUAAAAUUAUUUAAGGGUACAGGAAGCUGUUUUCUUCUGAAUUUGGAGUAACAUCAUAUUUGAUAGUUUGGGCAGAGAAAAGAUAGUAACCUUUUAGUAUCCAUAUUUAUCUUAGUCACAGCCUGGCUUAUAAUUUGCACAAAGUUUAAAUCUUAACAUUUAUUAUUUGUUUAAAUGUAUUUGUAAUUAAAUAUCCUGAUGUUAAAAUUGUAGUUUUAAAUGUCCAGGACCCUUAACAGAUGCUUAAGGGAAAGAAAGUGUUCUUAAGCCAUUGCAUUCAGUGUGACCUUAAGGCAAGUCACUUUAUUUCCCAACACCUCAGUUUUUUUUCUUCUUUAGUCAAAAGGCAUAGAUUAUAUGCUUUCUAAAGGCCCUGAAAACUCAGAAAUGUAGUGAUUUUAAGAAUUUAUUCUCUAACUUAAACAGCAUGUACCUCAAGUCACACAAUAGCCCUUCUUUUGUCACUUUGUAACUGACCACCCUUGUCUUUGCCUGUCAAGAUCAAAGGUGUCUCUUUUAGGAAGAAAGGACAUAAAAUUCAGCAUUGUUACAUUGGAAACUUCAUUUUUGAAGGCAGAGUCCAAGUCCAGAGUCAGUUACUUCCUUCUCCCUCCCUCUUCUUCCUAUCACAGCUUCUUGUACCCAGAAUCAAUCUUGCACAUUAUGAGGUGGGGCAUGCUAAACAUGGAUAAGCAAAAUUACAAAAAGAGCCAGAGACCUAAUUUUAGCCAAUAGUCUCAGUUCCCUUCCAAGACAUGUUAACAAGCAGCAGAAUUGAGAGAUUUGAGUUUCAGCUCCUUUCCUUACUUCUGCCCACACUCCAGCGGGAAGUGGCUAAUGAACAGUGACCAAUGGGCAAGAAGCUGGAGGACAUUUUCUGUCAAGUUUUGCUGAUAGCCUUCCCCCAACCUUAACUGGAAAGCUCAGUAAGGCCUACUGUGAUAUUCGGAGCUGACUACAACUGUUGGGAAUUAAGAUGAAGAAACAUUGAAAAAAAAAAAAAAGUCAUUGUGCAAGGAAAAUCGACAUCAACAGAACAUACAUUAUGAAUGGCUUUCUGAAAAAUCAGAGAUUGAUUGGGAGGAAAAUUGAGCUCAUUGGUUAUUCCAACAGAAAAGAAAAAGAUCUAACCUACAAGCCUUUCCCAGAUUAACACGAUCAUUCAUAAAAAGAAUACUAGGUAUUGUAUUAACUACAAUAUGUAGAGGAAAAUUUCCAAUGGGAUUUUUUUCCUUUCCAUUUUAAAAACCUUCAAUAUGGUUUUGCCGUUGCAUACCUCCUCUCUUUUUCCUGCUUGGUUCAAGAGAGAAGCAAAUCAGCUAACAGAUUAACUUUCCUCCAGGUGGCAGCGUUGUGGAUACAAAUAAAUUUUUAUUUAAGCCUCAUAGCAAUGGUUUCACCUGGCACUUUAAAAUUCUAAAUAUAUAUAUAAGCAUAUUUUUUUGUUCCUUUAUAAGGGAUUAAAAAGCCCUUUAGAAAUAUUUUGUACUGUGAAUUGUGGAUGCUCUUUGAAGGAAAAAUAGGUUUGAUUCUAGGGGUUCUUUGGAAGCUUGAGUUGGAAGAAAGGGAAGAUGCCCUUCUGGAACAUGAAGUCAGAGUCAAAUUUAUAUUUUUCUUACCUGAGGAAAUAUUUUAUUGAGACCACUUAUGAAGAAUGAGCUUUGCAGGAACCCCAGACAUCAGCUUUAUAACUCUUGUAGCCAAGGUAACUUUUUUUUUUCCUGUUAGUAUCACCUAUGUUUAACUGAAAUUACUUUUGGGGACUCAGGUAGCAAAGUUACAUCCUGGGGAUCACACUUCAUUCUGAACCUAAAUGUGCAAGUUUUUUAGUCUUUAAGAAAGACAUUUGUGUAGUUGAAUUUUUGCUCAUUGGGUGCUUUUGGCUAUUUUCAGCACCAGCUCUUAUAGCAGCCCUGGGGGGAACAGAUAUUUUUGAAAGCAGAACUUUACUUUUAUACAACAAAUAAGAUAUGGAGAAUUAAAUACAUGUUAACAGCUUGUUUUCUAACUUUUUUUUUUAAAAAGGAAUUCACUGUGUUUAGAACUGUCACUGUUGUGUGUUUGUCUAACCAGCCACUUUUUACAAAUUGGAGUCAACUUCAGUGUGAUUAUAAUUACUGAUGAAUAGAUUUGGGUUUUGAAAGCCACACCUUUUUUGUUUGUUUAAAUAAAAAAUCAGGGUAAUUUUAAACUUGAGUGGUUUAUAUGACUUUCCAUUACAGUGAACCUUGUGUUUCACUAAAUUUACUUGAAGUUUUUUAUUUAAUACUGUAACCCUUCAGAGAAUUUCAUACUCUAAUAGGAUAAGCAUCACGUUUUUUUUUUUUUUUUUUCAUGAAUUACAUGAAUUUUUUGUUUUCACUGAAGGCUGUUUUCUGUCAUUGUUCUUAUACCACUUCUUGAGAAGGAAGUUCAGAUUUCAGAUUGUAUCAUUUCCUUCAAAAUGAAGGGCAGAGCAUAGUCAAAAUAAAGAUUUGAAAUUUUUUCAACUCUUUCUUUGCUGUAAUUUAUUUUUUAAAUUGUUAGGUCCUUUUUGAAGGAUUUAUAUGGGUCAAUAAACUUAUUAAAAAGGUAA